AUGACGCUGACCAGUACGACGGUCACGAGUACCUUAACGGAGACAUCCGCAACAUCGACGAGCACUCUGUCGACCACCGGGACGAACACCGUGGUGACCAGUACAUCAGGUACCUCGUCAGAGACCAGCAGCGUGACGCUCACAAGCAUCACGGCGACUACCAAGUCGAAGACCAGUACAGUGUCGUUGGUGAGCAGCUCGGCAACCAGCAGUAGGACCAGAACCAGCAGCACCACGGGUACGACCACCAGAAGCAGCACAGCGACACAGGUAAGCAGCUCGCGGACGAGUGGCACGACUGCCAGCAGCAGCGAGACGACAGGAAGCUUCAGCACAACGGCUACCACCUCGCAGAGCAGCACGGUGACGCUGGUGAGCGUCUCGGAGACAAGUAGCUGGACGGGUACGAGCAGCACCACAGCUACUUCGUCGGGGACUACCACCGCGACGCUGAUGAGCAGCUCGGCAACCAGCAGUGUGACACGGACGAGUAGCACCACAGGCACUUCCACGGAGAGCAGCACCGCUACGCUGUUGAGCAGCUCGGGGACCACGUCGCACGACGGAGAGCAGCAGUGUAACGACGGGAAGCUUCAGCACCACGGCUACCUCCUCGGGGACCAGCACCAGUUCUGCAACCACACGGACGAGCACGGCAUCCACAGGCACGAUGACGCUGACCAGUACGACGGUCACGAGUACCUUAACGGAGACAUCCGCAACAUCGACGAGCACUCUGUCGACCACCGGGACGAACACCGUGGUGACCAGUACAUCAGGUACCUCGUCAGAGACCAGCAGCGUGACGCUCACAAGCAUCACGGCGACUACCAAGUCGAAGACCAGUACAGUGUCGUUGGUGAGCAGCUCGGCAACCAGCAGUAG
This is a messenger RNA of Prorocentrum cordatum, 885 nucleotides long. Lineage: Eukaryota; Dinophyceae; Prorocentrales; Prorocentraceae. The record is from the annotation of a GenBank genome assembly.